Molecule: messenger RNA, 5130 nt
Organism: Porites lobata
Lineage: Eukaryota; Metazoa; Cnidaria; Anthozoa; Scleractinia; Poritidae
Source: the annotation of a GenBank genome assembly
AAGAGCCGUUUGUUUUGGGGUAAAACUCACUGCGUGAGUUUACUUGCUGCUGGUGUACUUGGUCACAGCCUUGGUUCCUUCACUGACGGCAUGUUUCGCCAGUUCACCGGGCAAAAGCAGCCUGAUGGCGGUCUGGAUCUCGCGAGAGCUGAUUGUUGAUUUCUUGUUGUAGUGGGCAAGGCGGGAAGCUUCGGUGGCGAUGCGCUCGAAGAUGUCGUUGACGAACGAGUUCAUGAUGCCCAUGGCUUUGCUGGAGAUACCAGUGUCAGGGUGAACUUGCUUCAACACCUUGUAGAUGUAGAUGGCAUAACUUUCCUUUCUCUUUCCUCUCCUCUUCUUCUUUGCAUCACCUCCGGCGGCCUUUGCCUUUCCAGCCUUCUUCUCGCCUUUCUUUCCUGCAACUUUGAGUGGCAUGUUUGUAGAUCACAAAGGAUUUGAAAUGCCUCACAGUUCGAUGUAUCUUGUAUUUAUGUCAAAGGAGCGGAAAGAUCAAUUAACAUGCGGAUCGAAAAACUCGUUCAGUGAUUGGCCGGUUUCACAUUUCUUUCAAUACUGUGACCUCCUCGGUCAACUUAUGAUUCAUAUGAACAAGCAUAUUAAAUGAACAAGUUUUGAUUGGUGCAUUUCGAUCCUGUAUGUUAAACAGCUCAUUAUAAAAAGUGCAGAUCGCCUAACAUUGCUCAUUUCUGAGUCCUCGUAAAGUACACAAACUAUCAAUUCGAACUAUCCAAAAUGUCUGGUCGCGGUAAAGGCAAAGCCAAGGGCACCAAGUCCAAGAGCCGAUCAUCCCGAGCAGGGCUUCAGUUCCCUGUCGGUCGUAUUCACCGUCUUCUUCGCAAAGGCAACUAUGCCGAGCGUGUUGGUGCAGGUGCUCCAGUUUACUUGGCGGCUGUGCUCGAGUAUUUGAGCGCUGAGAUCCUCGAGUUGGCGGGCAACGCUGCUCGUGACAACAAGAAGACAAGAAUCAUCCCUCGUCACCUUCAGCUGGCCGUCCGUAAUGACGAAGAGUUGAACAAGCUUCUCGCCGGUGUCACCAUCGCCCAAGGAGGUGUUCUUCCCAACAUCCAGGCUGUUCUUCUGCCCAAGAAGACUGAGAAGAAGGCGAAAGCUUAAACUGAAGCUUUCACUUACAAACAAACGGCUCUUUUAGGAGCCACCAAAUGUUAUGAAAGUCAAAACCAACAGAGAAUGCAGUCAUAAAACCAAUGAGGAAACGAACAAAAAAGACAUACAGAUAAAACGCCUAAUUCAUUUAUUGCACCAGCAAAAUGCCGUCAAUGAUAAGAAAAGGUUUCUCUGAAGUUAUUUGAAGACAUUUAAUAAGCCAGGAGUCCCGGUUUACGGUCGUUUCGAUACACGUUUAUUCAGUUUAGGUGUAAAUAGUUCCACGUAAGAAUAUUCACCCAAAAUGUUUUUCAUGCAGACCCGCAAACUAUAUACUUGAAGUGAUCGAAAUUUUUGUGCAAUAUCACUGCCCGAGUUCGUAUCUUAACGACUUGUAUCGAAACGACCGAACUCCGGAGCCCCUUGUGCCGAAUUUAAGCGGGUCUACUUUCCGUACACGGAAAAAAAAUUCUUUUGAUCUGUCUCUUUCAAAGUUUACUCUUGUUUGCUUGAAUUGAGUUGGUGAACAUUUGCUUUCUUUUCAAUCCUUCAUUCAAAUGUAAAUUAGAACAGCCACUUGAAUGAAUUACCGAAGCGUACGCGCGGGCGGAAACGGGACUCACGAUCCGUUACAAAAAUUGCGCCCGCUGCUUUCUGUCGCAAAACCAGGCGGUGUGCGUCACGAGAUUCGACCAAUCAGAAUGCGUCAUUUGUAGAGUGAUUUUCGCGCUCGGAAAGAGCUGUUUUCAGAGGUAUACGUGGUGAAAUUUUCGCUUUAUUCCAAGCUUGUGUUGGCAAUUUCGACACUAUACCGCCGUGGAAAGUUGUUGGAACACUUUAUCUUAAUAGCAGUUGCGUUACUUUUAAAUAUUUUGCUUUCUUGAGCGUUUGUGACAAGUUUGAAUUGCUCGGUCAUGUGCAGGCGGCCAUGAUUAUUUGAGUUUUGUUUUCCCCGUUCUUCUUGGAUUUAUUGCAGGUUACUGUUAGCGGUUUUAUAGCAUUAUUUUGGCCAUCUUGUUACUUCAACCUUUCUUCUUUUGCAAAUUUCGGGGUCUACCUGGGUCUACCCCCUUUAGUUUUCCCGUUAUGAGCCGUUGAAAGUGUCUUGGAAUUAAGACAUCGUCUCAGCCAAGUGGCAUAACUCCCGGGAAACGCGCUGUGAAAACAUGUCGAAGCGGAAGCCGACGUGAAGCGAGUAACGCCAAAUCCAGGAAGACUUUGUUCUAUUUUAAACCACAAAAGGUAAAUAAGUUUGAAUAUUGUAAUAACCUUUGGAAACAAAACAUUUUUCAUAACCCAGUGCGGAAACUGAAAGCGUGACUUUAAAAUAAUUUGCAUGCGGUGUGUGCUACGUGUAUGCAAAUCUUUGUGUAAACUUAUGUGAGGGAAUAAAUUGUUAUAAAUCUCUCUUUGAGGUUAGGUUUUACUUUAUAACAAAAUCGAUAUACUGCGCUCACUUUAAUGACCGCACAGACAAGAUCGUGGUUUAUUUCACUGUUUAUUUCUGCGGCUGUAGCUUCGGUGAAAUUCCGAUUGUCCUGCAGCUGUUCGGCUCUUUUCGGUCUGUUUUCCCCCCUGCCUGAUAGAAGAUUUAUUUGCGCAUAAGGAUUUCAAACGGGCACUGUUUUCAAAAUAAUAUAAACUUGUCGAUGAAAAUAAAAUUGUUAUGAGAGACGAUUUCUCACCUUGCUGUUUGCACGCGCUCCCCUGCUUUGCCGGUAACAAAGUCCAUCAAAUAUAUAAACACUUCUAAUGGACGAAUUUUUUUUUUUUUUAGUUAAGCAAAUCCAGGUAUGAACUACAGAUCUCUUUCACUAUGAGAUAAAAACAUACAUAUAAACCAAACAGUACAUAAAAUCUUAUGACAAGCAGGAAAUUAGUCGCCGCUCAAAGUCGGCUAGAUCGCACGAUCGUCUCCGAAUCGCGAUAAACUUCUUGAAAUUGCCUUAUGAAGCCAAUAGCAAUCAUCUAACGCCACUAUGAGAUCUUGAAAAUUCUCGAAAUCGUUCUCUUCCGUAAUGUUUUUCGGAAAAGGCAGCAGUGUUUUGAUCGCUGGGUUUGAUUAAUUUCUCUCACGAGAUGCGAACUCGACCGUGUCACGAUUGAAAUGAGGCACAGUAACAGGUUUACCCAUGAACCUUUGUGGGUCGUGACGCACACCGCCUGUCGCAAAACACUAGCCUGUGUAACACAAGACAUCAAUUUUUAAAAUGAAAGACUAGGUUGCUGUAGGGGUAGCCUGUUUCUUAACGCCUGGAAUAGGCUAAAAUAGGGGGGAAAACAGUCACAAUAAACCCUAGAAUCUUAAACGACAUCAGCUGAAAGCCGAACAAGCAAUGAUGCGCAGCGCGCUAUGAAGCUCCACGCACGAAGAGAUCAGAAGUCCGGUCUCGGGAGCUACAUAUUUCAUAAUUUAAACGAUGGGAAACCUUUGGACUCCUCCCUUAUUCUGAGAAAAGACCUCUGAAGCUAGGGUAAGAAAUUAAGAAAUAAAUGAAACUGCCAUCAUGAUUCGCGUGAAUCAUAGCCUCUUCACAGAUCCUCUAUUUUGUCUUCAACGUCCGUCGUGUGCGCGUGAUAAAAAAUACUUAUUGACAGUCAGCGCUCGCCGAUGUUUUCGAAAAGAAAAAUAAAACAACGCCUGUGUACAGUCUACGUGAAUCACCGUUUGUUUGAGAUACCUGAAACUUAUUGGACUAGUAAGACUUGCGCGCUUGAUGUUUCAACUCAAAAAGAUUGAGAAUCGGUUUAUUGGUCAUGAUUUUUAGGAAUUUGGUGGCUCCUAAAAGAGCCGUUUUUGUUGUAAUGACGGUGUACGUGUAGUUUAACCUCCGAAUCCGUACAGGGUACGUCCUUGGCGCUUGAGAGCGUACACCACAUCCAUGGCGGUCACGGUCUUGCGUUUGGCGUGCUCGGUGUAAGUCACAGCAUCACGGAUGACAUUCUCAAGGAAAACUUUGAGAACUCCACGAGUCUCUUCAUAAAUCAAGCCAGAGAUACGCUUGACACCGCCACGGCGAGCAAGACGACGGAUAGCAGGCUUGGUGAUGCCUUGAAUGUUGUCCCGAAGGAUCUUUCGGUGACGCUUGGCGCCUCCUUUUCCGAGGCCUUUGCCUCCUUUGCCGCGACCAGACAUGCUUAACACAAUUCAAAGAAUCGAGUAAUAACCGAUAGUCUCCGGCUCGACGGUUUUAUAAGGCAAAGAACGACCUCUCAGAAAGCAUUACACGAUAACAUCUUCCUAUUGGACGAUUAUAGGGUCCAAGGGUCAGUUUAAUAAUAGAUAAACGAAUGCAAAAUAUGCUACAGGCAAGUCACGUUAGCUGCGUAAGAAUCAUCCAGCAUUUGAUCGAUAGUGCAGUAUAAGCCUACGAACGAUCAGUUUAGUAGUAACUUAGGCAGUUCAUUUGCCGCAGAAUAUCAUUUUAAGCCAAAAUCCUGGCUAAGGUCGAUCAUUAUAACUACGUCGGAUCGAACUUUGAACACCCAUCUGUGAAAGAUUUAUAAUGAGCCAAUCAAAUACCUUAACUCUGAACCAAUCGGAAAGAAGCCCGCCAUAUAUAAAUUUAACCGGUGAGUUCUUGUUUUUAUUCCUUGAUAUUCAAGUCUUCAAAGAUGGCGCGUACAAAGCAAACUGCUCGCAAAUCAACUGGUGGAAAAGCUCCACGCAAACAGCUAGCCACAAAGGCAGCUCGUAAGAGCGCGCCUGCCACUGGUGGAGUCAAGAAACCUCAUCGUUACAGGCCCGGUACAGUCGCCCUUCGUGAGAUCCGUCGUUACCAGAAAUCUACCGAGCUGUUGAUACGCAAACUUCCAUUCCAGCGUCUUGUGCGAGAAAUCGCUCAGGACUUCAAGACCGACUUGCGCUUCCAGAGUUCUGCCGUGAUGGCUCUUCAAGAGGCAAGCGAGGCUUAUCUUGUCGGUCUGUUUGAAGACACCAACUUGUGCGCCAUCCACGCCAAGCGCGUGACCAUUAUGCCCAAGGACAUUCAGUUGGCCCGCCGAAUCCGUGGAGAGCGAGCAUAA